This is a messenger RNA of Sporisorium graminicola, 996 nucleotides long. RefSeq lists its product as uncharacterized. The coding region runs from base 1 to 996 and encodes 331 amino acids. The transcript has a single exon. NCBI's taxonomy places the organism in Eukaryota, Fungi, Basidiomycota, Ustilaginomycetes, Ustilaginales, Ustilaginaceae. The record is from RefSeq and is a predicted model, not a curated record.
AUGGUUCGAGCUAUUCGAGGCCUCCUUACCCUCCUUCCGUUCGCGGUUCUUCUCAUUGCCAUCGUGCAGGCUACGCUCGCUUCGUCUAUUGCGGAGGAGCGCUCCGCUUCUGCCACCUUCUCCCAUGGAUUGCGUCGACGACGAGCCCUUGCUGCACGACAAGACCUCAUCCCUCGCGCCACCCCGGACGAGAUCGAGCGAGCUUUCGAGAUCCUAAAGCGCUCCGAGUUCUGGACCUCUGACUUUCAGAAGAGGGCUGCGCUGACCUCGGGUAGAUCUGGGAGCAACGAAUGGAGCGUAAACGAUGACAGCCAGAACAUCUGCUUCUGUGUCAAUCGAGAUGCUGCUGCUACCGCCGGCUCUGGUGCUGCGGUAGAUGCCACGUCUGGUUCGUCGUCCAGCGGUAGCUCGAGCUCCGGUUCGCACGCUUCGGCUGGAUCCAAGGCCGUGUCGCAAGCCUCGUCGGGCGCAAGCUCGUCAGCUUCUUCGAGCUCUUCUGCCGGCUCGUCGUCAGGCUCCAAGUCCAGCGGUGACUCGUACAACCCUACUUACGUUUACAACAACUCGUAUGAGAACCGCAAGUCUUCCAACGUGACCAACAACAGCCAGAACAUCACCAACGUCGACGAUUCGACUCAUGAUUCGCACGACACUUACAACACCAACGAGACCUCGACCACCAACAAUGUCCACGAGAACAACCACAACGACAACUCGUCGCAUACUUACACGGACAACAGCAACAACUACCAGGACAACAGCCACAACUACGAGGACAACUCCGAGACCAACAACGACAGCAACAACACGAACAACUCGGCCACCUCCACCUCGACUUCCACUGUCAAUCACAACAUCGACAACUCUCAGCACACCACCAACAACACCACGAACAACAGUGACGGAGGUUCUGGCAGUAGCAGUAGCACCAAGAACACGGGCAUCGAUGCCAGCGGUUCUAAAGCCAAUGUCUGCAUCCUUGCCUCGUGCAACUGA